This is a messenger RNA of Zootoca vivipara (common lizard), 2934 nucleotides long. It is a transcript of the gene CHST14, whose product is annotated as carbohydrate sulfotransferase 14. The record is from RefSeq and is a predicted model, not a curated record. Gene Ontology annotation, cellular component: membrane. Gene Ontology annotation, biological process: carbohydrate biosynthetic process; dermatan sulfate proteoglycan metabolic process. Gene Ontology annotation, molecular function: sulfotransferase activity. Lineage: Eukaryota; Metazoa; Chordata; Lepidosauria; Squamata; Lacertidae.
GCUGCUCUGUGGUAUUAACCCUCGCAUUUCCAUUGAGAGGUUCCCUCUCCGGUGGCAACAGAGCUGCCUCUUCUCGCCCAGCACGCACCUCUGAGCUCCUGGAAGACACCGAAGAGGGAGGCAGAGCUGCAGGGGGGGGGCAGGUCCUUCCAUCCUUGACCGGCCCCGGGCAGGCUGAAAGCUGCAGCCCCAGCUGAUCUGCGAAAAAAGAAGCGAAGCAGGCAGCUGCCGGCAGGGCAGACCUGGCCCAUCAAACAGCCCCUCUGGCCCGAGGCCACACAGCAGGCCAUGCCUCCAUGCCCCUCGGCGCCCGUGGGGGCCACUCCCAGGGCCCGGCCUCGGAGCAGCGGCCCCCGCCAGCUCCUGCCUUCCAUGCUGAUGUUUGGCGUGAUUGUGGCAUCAAGCAGCCUGCUCCUGAUGAUCGAGAAGGGCAUCCUGGCAGAGGUGAAGCCCCUGCCUCUGCACGCUGUCCACGGGGAGCUCCUAGCAAGGCGUGACGGCAGCGUCAGAGCAGCGAAGGAGGAGGAUGUAGAUGCGCAGGUGAUACGCGACAUUCGCAACCGGACCAUCCGCGCCGCGUGUGGGCAAGCGGGCACGCCUCGCAGUGUGUGGGAGCUCUCGGCGGCGCAGCGGCGAGUGGUGCUCAAGCACCUCCUGGUGAGCGACAAGCACCGCUUCCUGUACUGCUACGUGCCCAAGGUGGCCUGCUCCAACUGGAAGCGCAUUCUGAAGGUGCUGGGCGGCACCCUGGAGAACGUGAACACCCAGCUGAAGAUGGACCACCGGAGGGACCUGGUUUUCCUCGGCGACAUGAAGCCCGCCGAGAUCCGCUACCGCCUCAAGCACUACUUCAAGUUCAUCUUCGUCCGGGACCCGAUGGAGAGGCUGCUGUCCGCUUACAGAAAUAAAUUCGGGGAGAUCAAAGAAUACCAGUUAAGGUACGGCGUGGAAAUAGUGAAGCGGUACAGGAAAAGCCCUGGGCAAAGCAGCGCCGGAGACGACGUCACCUUCUCCGAAUUCAUCCAGUACCUCUUGGAUGAAGAAGUGGAGAGGAUGAAUGAGCACUGGAUGCCCAUCUACAACCUGUGCCAGCCUUGCGCGGUCAGGUACGAUUUCAUUGGCUCCUACGAAAGACUAAAUGAGGAUGCCAAUUACGUGCUAGGAAGGGUCCGGGCGCCUUCUUUUGUGCAGUUCCCAGAACGGCAAUCGUGGUAUAAUCCAGUGACGCCAGAAACUUUGCAUUAUUACCUGUGUAAGACUCCAAGGGGGCUUAUCAAAGAGUUAUUACCGAAGUACAUUCUGGAUUACUCUUUAUUUGCUUACCCACUUCCAAAUGUUAGCAGUCAAUUUUGCAGACAAUGAACAUUUUCCACUAUGAAGGAGGUGUCCUAUGCAAUUUCCCAAUUUUAUCCCCUUUUUAUAUAUUCAAAUUGCCUUGCUGUUUUGCUCUACAGGUUGCCUUUACAUUUUUUUUUAAAAAAGUAUUACCUUUUAUACAAAGUGUUUAUGGGCUGCUGACUUAAGCACAGUUUUUAAUGUGGUUUUUGUGUAUUUUAGGACCAAAGCAUUUUUUGUAUCAACUGCAGCAGUCACAUUUUAAGAACUGGAAUAGCAGGAGACAUGCAUAGAAUGAGGCUGUGUCAAGUAUUAUUUCCAUUAUUUUGUGUAAUAUAAAUGUAGCAUCCUCAUCUUCAAAACAUUUCUGCCCACAUACAUGAAGCAAUGAAGUCAAUUAACAUGCGGCUUGUGUUAUCUCAAGCACUUUACUUGACAGCUUCCACAAGUUGUACGAAACAGCAUUUGCAGAGUAUGCCUAUGCAUGUUUACUCAGAAGUAAGUCACACGGUGCAAGUUGGGAGAUGGUAUGACCUUGAAGGAUUGUAGCUUUCAAAGUGUCAAGUAUAGGGGAAAUGCAAAAUAUGGGGAAGCCUAUCUGCAUUACUGGGGGUUGGACUACAUGACCCUAGGGGUCCCCUUCCAACGCUACAGUUCUGUUUCUCUGAUAACAGUAAGUGCAUGUAUGCAAAUACACUCAAAUAAGUUGGCUCUCCAUACAGUUCAGAUAAUAGGAUUUCUAUUUUCCAUGGUGCAGUAGUUCGGUCGGUUGCCAUUAUAUUUUCUUCAUUUUCAUUAUGCUUUAUUUGCUAAGACUAGGGAAAUAGUUUUAAUAGCUUGGCUCAAAAAUUAGCUCCGGCAUAACUUUUAACCAUGUAGUUAGAAAGCCUAAUUUCUCCAUUCUUAUUACCUACAUGCAUUCACACAACUUUUUAUAUAAGCAUUAUGGUUAUUAAAUGUGAAAACAAUUGAAAUGGAUGCAUAGCUGCCAACCCUCCCUUUUUGCGGGAAACUCCCUUAUUCCAAGCCACAGCUGUCAACUUUCCCUUUUUUUGCUGGAAAUUCCCUUAUUCCAGUGCCGUUUCCCGCUGCUAUCCUGGAUUAGAUAUACCAAGACCAGGCAUCCCCAAACUUCGGCCCUCCAGAUGUUUUGGACUACAUUUCCCAUCUUCCCUGACCACUGGUCCUGUUAGCGAGGGAUCAUGGGAGUUGUAGGCCAAAACAUCUGGAGGGCCGCAGUUUGGGGAUGCCUGCCGUAGACUGUCCCCGGGACAGGUGAGGCUGCUGAUCCCUUAUUUUCAAAUCCAGAAGUUGACAGCUAUAAAUGGAUGGCUCAUGGAUGUUUAUUUUGUACCUGCUUUUUAAAUAGUUUGUAUGUAUUUUUUAAAAAAACAAAACAAAACGAUGCUGAGGACAAUCGUAGUUGUGAUCCAGAAUCGACGUUCAAACUGAGUGCUGGGUACGACUAUUUUAUAUUUUGGCGAUGAUUCAUGUUCUUAUACAGCUGCAUUGUUUUAUACUUUCUGUAUAUCCCAUGGUCAUGUUACAUGGUAGUUGUAUUCUAUGUUAUAAACCAGCACUGCUAAGAGUUGUCUCUUU